CCUUGGCACUGCAUGCUGCCACCUCUUCCUCCUCGUGCCGCGCGUGUAACAACGACGAGCAGGUCAUCUGCUGCAGCAUUACCGCAAUCCUUCUCUAUUUGUACCCUCGCACCAUCGAUCUGCACACGCCGCAGAGACAUCGCGGAGCUGCCUGGCCCAUCCGACGCUGUUUGAGCCAGCCGAGACGAGACCGUUUACCUAGCAACCACGCCUCGAGUCUGCCACCGCAUCGCAUCCUCAGCCCACGCUGCCGCGCCCGACCCCGACUGCAAUGCAGAGUCGCAUGAGACGGCAGAUUGCGAAUGGUCACGACGACGACGACAAGAACCGGUGCAGCUGAACGUGCGGGUCAUAGCAGGUGCGUAUGAGCUAUCUUAUCGUCCCAGAACCAGGAUUCGCUCUCUCCACCCGGAGAGUGGUGAACCGUGAACGCUGCGGGUCCCGUCAGCAUGUCAACAAUGCUCCCUCUCCCUCCUCCCACGCCGCCGGUGCAAUGUUCGAUGUGACGUCGGUGGGAUCCCAGUACAUUAUCGAGACCGUCUCUGACUUGCUGUCCAAUGUGCAGGUCCCAGGCCCAAUGCCCGAUGCGAACGAUGGCACCCGCAAAAGCCCCACGAAGAAGACGCCGGAAAAGACAAAAGUGGCCGAGUUGACGACACAGCGACUGGCGAAGCGAAAGUCGCAGGACUUCGCUGCAAAGAUCGCGGGAUGGAACCAACUAGGUGGAGGCAUUGUCACGCCCGAGAUCGAGAAGCCGAAGGCCAAGCCAAAGCCCAAGCCAGAGCAGUCACAGGAUGAAGUGGUGGUGGUUCUCGAUGCCGCGUCCGAGGCCCAACAAGACGACAUGAUUGUGGUGGAGACCGAAUCUACGAUCCCGGCAGACAUCAUCGAAGUGACACCUACGUCGCAACCAGAAACUCCUAAAAACUCACGAUCUCCCGGGAGGGCCGUCUCAAAGCCACUGGCUGCAGUUCUCACAGGAGAGAAAAAGACGGGAAAAGAGAUUGACUUCGAACGAAAAGCAUGGGUCAGACGCAAAAGCAAGCCGCAGGUUGAAGUGCCGCCAGAUGUCAAGGAAGCCAGCGCGCCUAAGAAGCGUGUAGUAAGUGAUGGCCACUGGAGACGCGACAGGCAGCUUCAACCACAGCCACAGGCGAGUCCCGAGAAAGAAGACGACAAGGCGAAGACACCAAAACCCGUGUACAUCCGGAAGAGCGUGGUAAACGUGGGCUUGAAGGUGCCAGUAUCGCACCAAGAUUUCACAGAAUCCGAGCCAGAACCCGAACCAGUACGAGUGCGACCUCUGCGAUCGAGGUCCCCAAAUGGACGAGAACGCACGCCAGACUACGAGAGCAAAGGCACCAAGGUCUACGUGCAACGACGAAAGCGGUCAAAACAGAACGAGUCAGAGAGCAGUUUUACAGCACCUUCCUCGACAGACAAGCCCAGCACAGCGACCACAGAUAUCACGAGCCCAAGCAUUUCCCCACCGCGACCGAAAUCAGCGCCACGGGAACGUUCGCGUAAAGAGCGAAGUGGUGAUGAAUUACCACCACGGCCAAGUACUGCGAGAAGGAGCAAGACUCCGGUGGAAGAGAAUGCCCCCAAAAGGCAUCCUUCAACGACUGCGGAAGCUUUUGCGAAACGUAUCACUCAGCGCAUGCAUAAUCCAGACAAGCCACCGACACCCCUGCCCAAAGUGUUUGGCAACCGCAUUGAAGGAUGGCUCGAUGGCAUGUCAGAUCCUUUCAACGAGACCAGGUCAUCCGACACGCCCGAACCCCUGAAGAUUCCCAAAAAGAAGUCGUCUAAGCAGCUUCACCUCGAUACUGAUAUUGAGAAGAACACCGAGAGCCGCAAGAGCAGCGCGAAACAGCGAAGUGCUCCAGAAGAGCAUCGGCGAGAAGUAAGUGGGAAGCGCGACUCAAAGCAAGACAUACCGGCGAUGUCGCCAAUAAGCCCAACGACACCAACGCUUAGACGGCGAGGAGCCAAGCACCGCGCUGAGUCCCCUCUGAAAAAUCGCAUGUCGCAAGAUACUCUGGAUGACUCGUCUCGUGGGGAUGAGGCGUUGAUGAGCGGUGGUAACCCGGACGCCAUGCGACCCGGCCGCCGCGUUCCAUCGAAGCGGAAAGAUGAUCGCUUCAGACAACUGACCACCAUUGCAUCUGACGAAACGCUCAGCACUCGUGAUCGCGGUCAUGGCCGCGCGUACUCGGACGAUGCGACCACAAUUACUAGGACCAGUGACGGCGAUGUGCCAAGAAGACGGUCGACUCGGCGUAGGAUGGCGAAGCACGAUGAUCUGAUAUCCGUUCUUUCUAUGCCUCAAGACGACGAACGGCGCGUCGUUCCUGCGAAGAGCAUACGGCGAAGCAGGCGGAAACCUGGAUUUUGUACCGUUGCCGAGAUCAUGAACGAGCUUUCUACGGACGAGCUGAAAUACCAACGUGAGCUCAGGACGUUGGUCGAGGGAGUCAUCCCAGUGCUGCUCAAGCAUGCUGUUUCCGAGACAUCCAGCUCGUCACCUGGCUCCCGGGUGUUUAGCCGCUCCACAUCUGACCCAUCCGUGACGCGGCCGAUCGUGGACAUGGGUGUGGCCUUGGAAAGGCUGAAAACAACGCAUAAGCACAUUCCUUUGCACGAACCGAGUGAGCUGCUUGUAUGGGCACAAUCCGCGUCUAAGGACUACAACACCUACUUGCAAGCUUGGCGCUUGGGUUUCAAAGACAUUGUCGUCAAUUUGGCACGCGCGGAGCGCACUCCGCAGCGCAACGGCUCAUCCUCUUGGGACCACGACCUGCCUCGGAAUAAAGAUGGUGACCUCGUGGAUAGCUCAGGUGAACGUGUGGAUGUCGCGUACCUCCUCAAGAGACCUCUGAUCCGGAUCAAAUACCUUGCCAAGACUCUGAAAGACAUCAACCAGCUCCAACCUUCAGCAAAUGCAGAGGACAUGGCCAAAACAUAUCAGGAUUUGAUCGCUGCCGCGAAGAAGCGUGUCAGUGAUGAGCAAGCUCGAUUGGAAGAUGAAGCAGCUGCAGCCAUUUAUGCCACCAGGGCACGAGAUCCACGAAGUCUGGCCCCAAUUACCGGAGUGAGCAUAGAUCACACCAGGUCUGUGCGUGCAAGAGACUACUUCGAUAUGGACUUGGUUCAUUCCAGUGGUCAACAACUAGGUUGCAAGAUCGAAGUGAUCUACAGAGACGAUGCACCCAAUCGAGGGAAAGCAGGCGAUGUCCUGUUCUGCGAAGUUUCGUCGUUUGGACGCUGGCUAUUAUUUCCGCCUCUUCCGCAUGCCUUGGUGUCAGCAAGAAAAGGCGACAAGCCCGGUGAGCUUGUCGUAAUGAUCCGCGGCUUCAUGUCCAACGCGAGACAGUGGCGUGAGGUCCUUUCGCUCCGAUCUGAGGAUGACAUGACCGCGACCGAGUGGCUGCAGAUGCUCGGAUCAUCUCCGAUGCCGCCUAAAUUGUCCCGCAAGUCGAGUUUCAAUAUGUACAAGCAGAAAAGUCUGCCUGCUGCAGACUCGGAGGAACCAAAGCUAAAGACCAUAGCUGAGACUGCUGAAACAGCGAACAAGAGCAGGGAUCCUUCGCCGCGAGAGAUCGAAGUACCGAUUGGGGAACGAGUCACCAAUGGCAGUCGGAUUUGGGACGGCAGUGAGGUCAAUAGUGUUCUGGACGAUGAACAAUCCCUACCUUCCACGCGACCACGGCAACGAACACAGCCAGCGCGGUACCGUGGUCAUACCCUCUCAUCUCAAGAUAGGCGAGACGAACUUCAUCACAGGUCCCGGGAUGAUGCUGCAGAGCCUCAUUACGACAGACCGCACAACAUCUCUUCUGCACCUGGGCAGCGUCGACCUUACUCCCUCCACACACGCUCACAGUCGGAGUGGACUGGUUCAACAGUAUCCUCUGAUCGCACCACUGACUAUACCGUCUGGAUGCCAUCUGAGGACGCGUCUACACGCUACUCAGAUGAUUCGAGCGAUGGUGAAGACCCAAUCGGACGGCGAGAGCAUCAAGCAUUACGUCCGAGACUGCACCGACGUACCUCUUCGGUUCCGACUAUGGAUUUGCCAUCGAUUCAGAAGGUCCGAAAGCCAGGUCGACCUGAAAGUCCUCCAUCAGACCGGGACGGUCUGCCGUCACAGAAGAGAGCGCACGAGGCGCCCAGGGCCGAUGAUCCUUCCUCUAAGGCGCCUCAGCUACAGCAGCGACUUUCAAUAAGGAGGAAGAGUGACGAGCGGGACAGGCCUCCGCCUCCUCCGGCCCACAAGGAGAAGUCUAGGCCAUUGUCGCUGGGAUUGGGCCUUACGAACAAGAUUCCCUCUCUCACGCCAGCCUUUAUGAGGAAGAAUCGUCGGCCUUCCUCGCCUCUGAAGCACGAAUAUGCGCCGUCUUCAUCGUCCGAUUCAUUGUCUGAUAGUGACUACACUGAUUACGACGAUGAUGCCUCCGUGACGUCUGAAUCAACAAUUGAAGACCAGGCUGAGCGCAAAGAAGCUUUGCAUGAAGACAUCUCCACCGUCGGAGACCUCAGAGGAUUCCGUGAUUAUCAAAAGUCAGGACCAAGACGAUCGCCACCGAGAUCGCCCCCGCCAGCACCGUCUCCAGCUACCGAUCCAGAGACACGCCCAAGCCUUCCAGCCACAAGUCUUGCGCCAUCGGAAUCUGCUUCGCAAGCACCUUAUCGCACUGUGCCAGACACAGGUGUUGAGCCGGCGAAGACAGUCGCAAACAUAUUCUCCUGGUCCGAGCGCGGGACGUGGGACAGCCUGCACAUGGAAGAGUGCCAGAUUUUUGUAACGCCUGGCCUGAUUGAAGCCUUUGAUCUGACCCAAGCCAACUCCGUAUCUCCGCAGACAAAUGGCCAAUACACCACACCCUCUGCCCAGGGUGUGAAACCACUCGUCGCGCUGGAGCUCACCCCACUUGUGCCCUUGCGUAGAGGUACUGCCGUGGACAUCACAGUCCGCUCGCCACCGUCAGCAAACUCGUUGUACAAACCUGGAGCUAAUAUUAUGUUCCGAUCACGGAGUCCCGAAGAAUGCGAAAAGCUAUACACCCUGCUCAACCGAGCUCGAAUCGAUAACCCGACAUACGUUGCUCUGCAAAAUGCUCGAGGACCAACCAAAGAGAGCAACUGGGGCGAGAUCAUGGAUCAGAACCGAGACGACCAGUUUAACAAACGUCGUUCGUGGUGGAAUCUUGGCUCGCGAAAGAGCACAUCUUAUCGCUCGAACGGCAGCCGUCCGCUGUCCACUGCAGCAACAGAAUCCUCUGUGGGUACAAUGAACACCGCGUUCUCAGCGUUGCGUCGUUUCAGUGGGAGCAACAAAUUCUUCGACUUGGCCAAGAGUACUAUCACAAGUCGAGAGGGAACACAGAGCACAAACAGUGAGAGCCUCAACUCUGGAGCAGCAACUCCGGACCUCGCUUUUGAUCCCUCCAUGGGAACACCACUUGGCAUCACCGGCACCAAAGUCCGACUUUAUGUUCGCGAGUCGGCAUCGAAGUGGAGAGACCUUGGCUCCGCAAGAUUGACGGUCAUGGUCCCUCCGCGAGCUGACCCAAGUAUUCCUGCCAAUCCAAGGACUACUGGUCUGGAGAAACGGGUACUUGUGACUGGUAAGAGUCAAAACGAAGUUUUACUUGAUGUCACUUUGGGUGAAAGCGCCUUUGAGAGAAUCGCCCGAACUGGCAUUGCUGUCAGUGUCUACGAAGUGAGCGAACACGUGGGUCACUCGGGCGGUGUUUUGCCAAACCGCACGACUUGCUAUAUGAUUCAGAUGAAGAGCGAGAGGGAUGCUGCUUAUACUUUCGGGCUGGUGGGGAAGUUGAGAUAUUAAUGAUUGAUGUUGCAUGAGGGGAAGGGAGCAGAGGGAUUUAGAGAGGGGAUGAUUCUGUUUUGUGCGACGAUUUAGCGGGCGUUUUUGUCAUUUGAAGCAUUCUUCUUUUUGAGCGAGCGCAACAUUGCGGUAUAGAGGGAGAGAGCAUAGGAAGGAAGGAGAGUGCGAAGGAGAGAAGCGGUAAUGCUUGAUUUUAUCUGCAUCGCGUGCGAAAGGGAGAGCUGAAUGAGAAGAGCAGAGAAGAGGUAUAUACCCAUUUCCCGUUGCGUUAAUGACAUUUCUUCAUCGACCUGUUCUCCUUCCCAAUGUGUGGUAACAUGCUGCACAAGUACGCUGAUACUCUCGUGCUGCGGUCAUGAGCAGUGACGCCUCAAUGAUAUCUGUGCUUUGUAAAGGGACGAUGAGAGAACGUGAUGUAUGUAUAGUAAGGGACCCUCUUGCGAUUCACAAUCUACAACAUGCUACUAUCAAAAUUGCCAAACACCAUAUCGAAUAUCAAACAUCAAU
Molecule: messenger RNA, 6358 nt
Organism: Cercospora beticola
Lineage: Eukaryota; Fungi; Ascomycota; Dothideomycetes; Mycosphaerellales; Mycosphaerellaceae
Cellular component (GO): nucleus; site of double-strand break
Source: RefSeq, a predicted model, not a curated record